This is a messenger RNA of Triplophysa rosa, 1583 nucleotides long. It is a transcript of the gene hgh1, whose product is annotated as HGH1 homolog (S. cerevisiae). The coding region runs from base 102 to 1241 and encodes 379 amino acids. The transcript has 7 exons. The record is from RefSeq and is a predicted model, not a curated record. NCBI's taxonomy places the organism in Eukaryota, Metazoa, Chordata, Actinopteri, Cypriniformes, Nemacheilidae.
GGAACAACUUUUAACGCACGUGUGUUGUGUAUCGUGAAUUUGAUUUUAUUUAGCAGAUCAAGGACAAAGGUAUAGGAAAACAGUUGUAAACAAACUGACCCAUGAUGCUCAGUGACGGUGAAGCCAAUGAACUGCUGUCAUUUCUCACGCUGGAGACGAGACCUGAUGUCAAAGGUCAUGCUACAGAAUACAUUGUGGGUCUCACGGGAAACCCGGACGGAUGCCGGUACCUGCGGUCCAAACCAGACUUUCUCAAAGCCCUGGUCACUCUAACCAGUGACGCUUCCAUCGCAAUCAUCAAAGACUGUUAUCACGCCCUGAUUAACCUCUCGGCAGAUGAGACCCUUCAUCAGCCUUUGCUCAAGGAGACGAACAUAUUGCCCACCCUGUUGCAGAACUUACUAGACCCGGAGUAUGUGUUGGCAGAUCGUAUCUGCACGAUUCUCAGCAAUCUCACCCGACAUGAGAGAACGUGCCGAGAUGUGUUCAGGGUUCUCCAAGAGCAGAAUAUAGGACUGGCGAAAGUGGUUGAGAUCUUCUGUACAGAAGGUUUUAAUAAGAAAGCAUCGCUGCAUUAUCUGGGACCGCUGCUGUCCAACCUCGCGCAGCUGCCUGAGGCCAGACACUUUAUUCUGGACAAAGAGAGGUGUGUGAUUCAGAGACUUCUGCCGUACACGCAGUAUGAGGAAUCCACCACCAGACGAGGAGGAGUGGUGGGAACGCUCAGAAACUGCUGUUUUGACUAUGCUCAUCAUGAGUGGUUGCUAGGUGAUACAGUGGAUAUUUUACCGCAUCUUUUAUUACCAUUAGCCGGACCUGAAGAACUCUCAGAAGAAGAGAAUGAAGGUUUGCCAGUGGAUUUGCAGUACCUGCCAGAGGACAAAACGAGGGAGGCUGAUCCUGACAUCCGCAAGAUGCUCUUAGAAACCCUGAUGCUGUUUACAGCUACUAAAGUGGGCCGAAAGAUUAUGAAGAGCAAGAAUGUUUAUCCCAUCACGAGGGAGUUUCAUAAAUGGGAGAAGGAUCCGCAUGUGAUCUCGGCCUGUGAGAAACUAGUCCAGGUUUUGAUUGGCGAUGAGCCGGAGGAAGGAAUGGAGAAUCUGAUGGAGGUGGAGAUUCCUCAAGACGUGGAAGAAAAACUGAAGGAGUUGGAUGCCAAGGAGCAGCAGCAAAUAGAAAAUGAAGCUCAGGAAUCUGAGGAGAAGAAUCAGAAUGAAUCUCCAAAGGGCCUGGAGCGAUGAACACAACUAUAGCGCUUCAAUAGACAUUUAACAACAGCACAAAAAUCUGUGUUUCAGUGCUGGACGAAAAUUGCGAAUGGUUUUUUUUGCAUUUGGAUCCACAGGACACAGAUUUCUUCACGUGAUGACACCGCUAAUUGACUGACAGCACAACGAAAAUGUGCACAAUCCCAACAGCUGUGAUGAUAAAGGCAGCAAACAGUAAAAAAUAGGAUCGUUUCACACUUUUAAGAGUCCUCUUUAAAAUCGGUCCAAUAUGGUAAAACAUUUACUAUAGUAAAAUAUGUGAUGUGUAAAUGUUACUUUAUCAGACGCUAAUAAAGAAAUCUUAUUGCCUACAGA